CGCAGAUGAAGAGGCGAAAGGAGAGUGGUGGAUGAGUAUAUUGUAACCAUGGUCCAUUCUGUCGGUGCGACACACUAUCCAUCUAGCUGUUCCCAUAAAGUUCGGUACUAACGAGAUGGGGAAACUUUCUACCUCAUAUAUACCACUUCAACUCACGCGGAAUCUCGAUUUCACUCAUAUGUGCGUCAGCGCGCAAGUUCUACGCAUUCGGUCAUCCCACUCGCUUCCCGUGUGGUGGCGAAAUGCGGGAAGCAACCAUAUUACCUAUAUAUCAUUUGGCUUUGUACGCUAUUCGUUAAUUAUGUAUGAAUUACACUUAUCAUAGCUACUAUACCAGUCUUAAAUCGAAAGGAUUCACCCGAAUGCCCAGCCUCGAAGCUCGCCGAACGCCGCUGAACCCUACAGAUAGGGCCAACCGAGCCGCCAAAUUGCCAGGCUCACAGGGCAAGAAGACAGCAGCGCACGAUAAUCCGCUGACGAAGAACACCCAGAUCCAAAACGCAGAGUCAAGAAACCAAGCCCAACAUGAAUAUGAAACCGACAAAGACGCCCCCCACGCCGAUCCCGAACUCUUCCACGAGCUAGUCGAAGAGCCAGACCUUGUUUUCGCCGACGACAUAUAUGCACUUGGUGUCACCCAUGCCGGACAGCCCGAUACCCCACACUCGGUGAGGAAGACUGCCCGCACAGCGACUGGCAACGCAAUCAGGCAAUCCCACCAGGGUAAACGCCAGCUGAGGAACACCGAUCCCAAUGUCCACGCCGACCCGGCGCUCUUCCAUGAGCUCGUAGAAGAACCUGACCUUGUCUUCGCCGAUGACAUCUAUGCUCUUGGUGUGACUCAUGCUGGGACACCAGAUCCCCCCCGAUUGACAAGGAAGUCCCGCACAACCACCGGCAACACGAGGCAGGCCAACCAGGCUAAGCGCUAUAUCAGGGUCAGACGCGCUCGUCCUAACGCCGACGAUCUCCAUUGGGAUGACAACCUCAUCCACGAAGUCGUCGAAGAGCCAGAGUAUAUUUUUGGUGAGGACAUAGAUGCACUUGGCGUUCUCCAUGCAGGAGUACCCAACGGUCACCCAUCAGGAAGCAAGGCCUCUCGCUCAGUUGGCAACACUGCUGAACCGCUACGCCAGCCAAGGCGCUACGUCAGGGUUAAACGCGCUGUUCCCGCUUCUGACGACCUGCAUUGGGAUGCUGAUGUUAUGCACGAGGUUGUUGAGGAACCAGACUAUAUUUUUGGCGAUGACCUUCAUGCCCUCGGUGUGAGGCACGCUGGAAUCCCUGACCCCCCUCGUCACGCGAGGCGCAGGCUUAGGGUUAAGCGGAUUGAACCUAGUGCUAGUGACCUUCACUGGGACGCCGACGUCAUGCAUGAGGUUGUUGAAGAGCCAGAUGCUGUUUUCGGCGAGGACAUCGAUGCCCUUGGCGUCACCCACGCUGGGGUUCCGGAUAACCCUCAAUCGACAAAACCGACUGUGCGCAAAGUCAUUAGGAAUGUAAGGGGGCCAGUCUACGGAUCUAAGCACAGGCACAGGCGGCAGCAUGCCGAUCCAAGACUGUUCCACGAGCUAGUCGAAGAGCCUGAUGCAAUUUUUGGAGACGAUAUCGACGCCCUUGGUGUCACCCACGCAGGGGUUCCGGAUGAUUUUGCUAAAAAGGGGGUUGAGAUCAGUGUAAGUGGGGUUCGGCUUAAAUUGCAGGCGACAGAAAAAGAGACUUUGGUUACUAUUAAAUUUCCAGCAACGAUGCAAUUAGGGUAAUUAGGGAUGGAUCUUAGGUGGAUGUCUGCAACUUUAUGUACUUUUCUAUCUUUAGUAUAAAAACAAUUUCUGUAGAACGUACACGUAUAGCAAGUGACACGUCUAAGUAGCGUAGUUUAUUAUACUCUGUUAACAUAA
Messenger RNA from Pseudogymnoascus verrucosus, 1901 nucleotides. RefSeq lists its product as uncharacterized. The coding region runs from base 306 to 1763 and encodes 485 amino acids. The transcript has a single exon. The record is from RefSeq and is a predicted model, not a curated record. Lineage: Eukaryota; Fungi; Ascomycota; Leotiomycetes; Thelebolales; Thelebolaceae.